Messenger RNA from Chilo suppressalis (striped riceborer), 1872 nucleotides. Lineage: Eukaryota; Metazoa; Arthropoda; Insecta; Lepidoptera; Crambidae. The record is from the annotation of a GenBank genome assembly.
AUGGAAUCCCUUUCAAAGCAAGAGUUAAUAGCGACAAUAACUAAGCAAGCUGAUCAAAUAAAAAGAUACGAGGGACGUCUUAGAGAUGUUGUUGCAGCUUAUAAAGGUUUGGUUAAAGAGAAGGAAGCAUUGGAAAUCAGUUUGAAGGCAUUGAACAAGUCUGAGGUACCCAGUGAAGGAGUUUCAGAUGAUUCUGUGGCGGCUCUCACUCUUUCCUUGUCCACAUUGACCGCAGAGAAAGCCCGUAUGGAAGAGGCUUUUCAGGCAGAUAAAAAAGUCACCAGAGAUAAGUAUGAGAACAUAAUAGCAGCAUUGAAAGAGGAAACUAAGUCAUUGGUUCAGCAACAUUUGGUGGAAGUGAGCAACCUCAAGGCUAAGAUAGCAUACGAGAUACAGGAGAGAGAGAAGGAGAGGGCGAACCAUUCUGCAAUGUUGAAAGAACUCCACAUUAAGUUGAACAGCGAAAGAAAGACAAAAGAAAAAUUGGAGGACAAAGUUGUAAAUUCAACCGAGACGCAAGCGUCCCAAGCUGAAUUGGAGAAACGCGUUCGCGAUUUAAGCAGUUCUCUAGAAGCGUCCCAGCGUCGCUUGCAACGAGCGGAGGCUCGCACCGUGGAAACGCCUGCUCUACUCGUGCGAUUACAACAGAAGCUGGCCUUACUGGAGCAAUCGCAUUCUAUAGCCAUUAGAGAGGAGCAAAUAAAGGCGAAACGUGCCGAGGAAUCCGCUCGGAAAAUCUGCGCUAGACAAGAGGAACGCGUGGCUUUACUCGAAGGCAAGAUCGCAGAGUUGUCCCAUACUGUGGGGCAAUAUGACUUGCGACGCCGUCGAGACCAAACCAUCAUACAACAGCUGAAGGAUUCCCUCAACGGCAGUUUGAUGGAUAGGAUCGCUUCCACAUCUAACGAGUAUGCCGAAGACAAGCCGAAAAGCGAGACUGACAGUGAAAAGCUAGCCGACAGCGAAUACCUUCAAACACUAAUAGACAAAAUUCAUAUACUCAAAAAAGAACUAAUAUCUGAAAACGACAAACUAGGCACUCCCAUAGAUAUAGGCGCAGUUCUAAAAGUCGAUGGCUAUGAAACGAUACACAAUAAAUGUAAAGAAGAAUUGGAAAGCGUCAAAGCGGAAUUCGAAGCGUAUAAAAUUCAAAACAUCAAGACCACAAACGGCAGCGAAGAGGACCAAAGCGAGAUAGAAGAUUUGAGGAACGAGAUGGAGAUAUUGAAAGAGAAAGUUGAGACGUACAGAAUGAUGUUGGAACAGGAGAAGCAGGACAAAAUGGACACUUUGAAAAUGUAUGAAGAGAAACUGAAGAGCGAACAAGACUACCACAAGGAAGUGACUUCAGACCUGAAAGCGCGAGUACAAAGCUUAGAGAAACAAGUGUUAACUCAACGGGACAGAUACUCUGCGCUUUUGGAGGAGACUGAUAGUUUCGUUAGAGCCAAGAACGAUAGGUCUAGGAAGGUUAGCGUGGAAGACGGACAAUGGAAGGAAGGAGUGCUGGCGGAUGUGACUGCGCCACCGCAUAUGCUCCACUAUGCUCAUGAAUUAGCUCGAAAAGAUCUCGACAUAACGCAGCUAAGGAAGGAGAAACACGCGUUGGAAGGGCAAUACAGGGACUGCCAAAGAGAAGCAACUAUAGAGAAAGUGAGAUUCAAAGAAGUUGUGAGAACAUUGAAGGAGGAAAUCGACAGGUUAAGAAGAAUACAAUCCCGUGAAGGUGCGAACCUGGAAUACCUCAAGAAUGUAGUGAUGGCGUAUCUCAUGUCCACAGACUAUGCGGGCAGGAAACAUAUGCUCAAUGCCAUAGCAGCAGUAUUGCAUUUCACUACGACGGAGAGAAAUAUGGUGUUAUCCACGCUCUGA